Messenger RNA from Kickxella alabastrina, 993 nucleotides. Its product is annotated as coatomer epsilon subunit-domain-containing protein. The record is from RefSeq and is a predicted model, not a curated record. Gene Ontology annotation, molecular function: structural molecule activity; protein binding. Gene Ontology annotation, cellular component: COPI vesicle coat. Gene Ontology annotation, biological process: retrograde vesicle-mediated transport, Golgi to endoplasmic reticulum; endoplasmic reticulum to Golgi vesicle-mediated transport; intra-Golgi vesicle-mediated transport. The coding region runs from base 65 to 841 and encodes 258 amino acids. NCBI's taxonomy places the organism in Eukaryota, Fungi, Kickxellomycota, Kickxellomycetes, Kickxellales, Kickxellaceae. The transcript has 3 exons.
UUUUUUUCUUACAUUCGCAAUCCUUUUCUCAAUCCAAAUUCAACCUUCCCUUUUUCCAUCUAAAAUGAGCGAGGCUGUGGUUGAUGACUUUUACACUGCGCGCAAUCUGCUCUACCUCGGCGCCUACCCGCAAGCCCUAAGCAAUCUCACCCAUCUCCGGAGCAACACCGCUGCCUGGGAAUUCGAUGUUGAAAAAAAGUCACUCCAGUACCGUUCAUACCUCGGCCAAGGCAAACACCAGCAGGUUCUCGACGAAAUACCCACGACACCCAGCACGCCCGCCACGCUACAGGCACUUCGCCACCUCACUGCCUUUAAAUACACUGCAGGUGACCAACGCGACGCCGCCACCGCCGCCAUUACCGAACUCGUUAGUGUUCCGGAGAACUUGCUCAGUGGCACCUUUGUGGCCAUUGCUGCACAGCGGCAUGAUGAGGCGCUGAGUAUCCUGGCGAUGCACUCGAAGAACCUCGAAUGCUCCCUGAUGACCACCGCCAUCCUUUUGUCCAUUGACCGCGUGGAUUUGGCGCAAAAAACUGACGCACCCCUGGCGCAAUUAGCCGAAGCCUGGACUGCUCUGCAUGUGGGUGGUCAGAAAUACACUGAAGCCUUGUAUAUCUUUGAAGAGCUUGCACAGGCCGCUGCCGUAUCCACCGCGAGAGUCGUUUGUGCAUUGGCUGUAUGCAAAAUGCAUCUUGGCUUGGUCACUGAGGCUAUGGCUAUGUUGCAGGAUGCAUUGGAGAGGGACCAGGGAGAUGCGGAUGUGUUGGCUAAUUUGGUAGUUUGUGCGAAUAUUUUGGCUUUGCCUUUGGAGACUAAAGAUCAUAUUUGGGUUUGCUGAGAAAGGCUAAUCCAGAACACCAAUUUGUCGUGGAGCUUGAUCGUAAGGAUAAGGAGUUUGACGUGAUUGCCGCAAAGUAUCUGUGAUGUUUUUUUGGUUAAUAAAUAAAUAAAAUUUAUAUAUUGUUGCUAAAAAACCACACUAUUACAGCA